CACAACACAGGGUUCAGUUUCCUCCUCAGUCCCCGACGCGACAGCAGCUUCCUUGUGCGGCUCUCCUCGUCCCACUGGAAAAUGGAGCUUGUGGACUUGUCCCGUUUCGUCAUGGAUCUCACAUCCGUCCGUCUCCUGCUCAUUGUUGGUCUUGUCGUUGUCGCCCAAGCUCAAAACUGUACCAAACCUGUGGCCGGAGCCAACAUGGACUUGAAGGACAUUGACAUUCUCUUGGAUUCGUUCCAGAAUGGCACUGUGGUUUCUUUCAUCUGUAAUGUUGGCUACACGCCUGCAGGAGGGUCCCCAUCCGUUACUUGUGAAGACGGCAGCUGGAGUCCUGUGAAGCUGACAUGCCAGAUAAAGAGCUGUGGCUCUGCUGGAGAAGUUGCAAACGGAUACAUUGAUUACUCUCAAGGGAUUGAUUUUGGCGCUGAAGCAGUGGCCGUCUGCAACACAGGUUACGAUUUGGUUGGCAAAGCAGAACUCGUGUGUAGAGACAAAGGGUGGAUGGGCAGGUUGCCUACAUGUGAAGUAAUUACUUGUGGUUUGCCACGUGGGAUUGAAAAUGGCGAUUUCAGUCCAAAAAAAGAAGACUACUACGAAUAUUUGGAGGUUAUACAAUUCGUUUGCCAAAAACCGUAUUCACUCAAAGGUUCCAAAUCAUCAACAUGUUCAGAGGGUAGGGUAUUCAAGCCUGAUCCUCCAGAGUGUAUCAUUGUUAAUUGUCAAGAGCCUGUUAUUGACUUUGGUAAAUGGGCAGCGGGUUCUCGACCCCCCUAUAAACACUUGGCUAGUGUGACGUUGGAGUGCGAUACCAGAUACGACAUGGUGGGAGAGAGGACACAGACAUGUGACAUAAAUAGCGACUGGUCACCCGGUCUUCCAAAAUGCAAAUUGUCUGCCACAACUAAAGCCACAACUAAAGCUACUACUAAAGCCACAACUAAAGCUACUACUACCACCACCACCACCACCACCACCACCAAGACCAAGACCACCACCACCACACCUUCAGGGAAACAAACGGUGUCUGCCACAACUAAAGCUGCUACCACCACCACCACCACCACCACCACACCUUCAGGGAAACAAACGGCUGCUCUUAAACCAACUGACAAACCUGAGAGUGGAAGUGACGGCGUUACACAGACUGUGUUCAUAACUCUGACAGUAAGCAUUAGCGUCCUGAUGGCCCAGCUGUACGGGCUGUACUAAUGAUCUGAAUGGAAGAGGGCCGCCCUGGACGAGUGUUUGAACCUGCUUAUGGCUUUAAUUUGGAGAGACAGACAUGAUGAAAUGUCUAGAGAUCCUGAAAUCUCUGCAAAUUGCGCUCAGUCCUCAGCUACUGCUUGUUGCUCUGGUUAGUCGACAGUAAUGUACAUAUCUGAUACUCUUUUAACUUUCCUUACUUAUUCCUGCCCAUAAUGAAGACCAGUGCAGAAGUUUUUCUUUUGUCUUAAUAUUAAUGAAUGACAUUGAGUUUGUCAGAGAAGCUUUAUCUCCAUAUAGAUUUUAUACUUUUGCACUAAAACUCAAGAGCACAGCUCGGGCCACUGUAGCAUGAAAUGCAGCAAUGGUUGGGAUUGAGAAACAAAUGAAUGUAUGCACUGCUCACCUUUUAAAAUACAGCCGCGUUUGCCUGCAGGUCUUAAUGGUCAUGUGCCUUUAACGACAAGCAUCAGUGAGAAGAGGAGGAACAAGUCUGGUGUUGGAGCUGUUUAUGCAACAGCCGCCUGUUACUUCCCCGAAACAAAAAUGUAGAACAUUCACUCACACUCACUCAGUUCAGACAGAACAAACUUUGAGGCUUCAUCCACGAUACCACUCCCCAGCUGUAUAUUUCAACUAAAGGAACAUAAACCUCAACUCACAGAAAACUCCCCAGCAAAGCCAUUCGGUGCGUCCUCAUCGGCGGCCUCCUGUCUCUCCAGCUGGGCCAGGAACGUCCUCAGUACCCUGGCCUGCUGCUCCAUGGCUGGCUGUUCACUGCCGGGGAUAUGACACCUCUCAUGUCAGGUCACAGAGGUCCUCGUCCACAAGUCAUGGAGAACAGUGAGGUCGUCAAGGCUUGUGUUCAGGGCUGUGGGACCCCUGCUGCUGCUGCUGCACAGAGCACCUCUUUGGUGCAACGCUCACAUCAAGGAACUAUUGUGAGGGACUUAUUCAAACUGUCUGAGAGGAAGCAAGAGUUAACUAACAGGUUCUCUGGUCAUAUUAAAAAAAAUGUGCUGCACCCCCUUUGGUGUCUCUCCCUGGGUCCUGGAGUCACCAGGGUGUUUGAUUGCAUUGCAGUGUCACAGAAGGAAUGAGAGGGAAACACCCACAAACAGAGGAGGCCGCACGCUUAUAAACAGGCGUGAACAGCUGUUCCAGCCCCGAGGAACAGCUGUAAAAGACCAGCGGAGGAGGGAUGUGGUUGGGGAUGGAGGCAGAGGCAAAGGGAGUGGUGAAGAGAACAGGAAAAUCCAGGUCUCUCCAUUUCUGUCUGCUGAAUUUCCACAGUAAGCGAUUGUUAUGGUAAACCAGUUCCCAGUCUUUUAGAUGAACUAGUGUCCGGUUAACUCUGCCAAAACUUCAGUUCCGAAGGAGCAAUAAAAUGAAUGAAAUAAAUAUAAAUGAUAAUGAAUAAUGAUAAUAAUAUGGUGGUGACAUCUAGUGGUUUUGUGGUAACAUAGCACUUGCAGCAAUUCUUCCUCUGUGGACCUGAUUUGGUUAAAUUUACUGUUAAAUUUUGCAAGUGACACCACCGUUGAUGUGAGUUUGUGUAAUAAGGGUCUGAAAUGUGUAAAAACGAAUCAAACUGUCCGUAGCCGAGGUGAAAAUGCAGUUUCCUCAAAUCUCACUAUAUUUUAAAGAGGAUUUUACAAAUUUCACAACCUAAGUUAAAUGUGACCUAAUUCAUAACUGGGAGAUGAAAAUAAAUAAAUAAAAUAAUUAUAGUUGAUGUUCAGUUUUCUUUGUUGAACACAGGUGGACUAACUCAUUGUUGUAGCUGCUUUGCAAAUGUAAUGAAAUGUAAAUGAGAUGCAUCACCUUGUUUCCAAGAAGCUCUGAAUCUCUUCUUUUCAGGAAGCCUUCAGCUGCAGUGUGAUUAAAAACAGAUCACAGCAAA
Molecule: messenger RNA, 3112 nt
Organism: Hippoglossus stenolepis (Pacific halibut)
Lineage: Eukaryota; Metazoa; Chordata; Actinopteri; Pleuronectiformes; Pleuronectidae
Product: membrane cofactor protein
Exons: 12
Coding region: 82-1215 (377 amino acids)
Biological process (GO): negative regulation of complement activation, classical pathway
Source: RefSeq, a predicted model, not a curated record